Messenger RNA from Bacillus rossius redtenbacheri, 8610 nucleotides. RefSeq names its product bridge-like lipid transfer protein family member 3A. The transcript has 22 exons. The record is from RefSeq and is a predicted model, not a curated record. Lineage: Eukaryota; Metazoa; Arthropoda; Insecta; Phasmatodea; Bacillidae. The coding region runs from base 144 to 4049 and encodes 1301 amino acids.
AGUGUCAAAAUCAGAAUCCAUUGGUGUCGUCUGCAGAAGUCGAAAGUUGUCACUCUUUGUUUGUGAAUUAGGUUGUUAGAAUAUGAAUUAUUUAUGUUAUAUAUAGAUGCCGGUGUUUAUAAAAUAUACUUUUGUUGUAUACAAUGGCAUCUAUAAUAAAAAACCAACUCCUAAAACAUUUGUCAAGGUUUACGAAAAAUUUGUCUGCAGAUAAGAUUAACCUGAGCACUUUCAAAGGUGAAGGUGAAUUGUCCAACUUGGAACUCGAUGAAAUUGUCCUGACUGAUCUCUUGGAACUCCCGUCAUGGCUGAGGUUAACGAGCGCGUGGUGCAACAGUGUUGCGUUUCGAAUACAGUGGACUAAACUCAAAAGUGUUCCUAUAGUUCUGGUUCUAGAUGAAGUGCACAUAGAAGUAGUCACGUGUGAAGAACUCCGAUCCAUCUCUGCACAUCAGGGCCUGUCGUCGCUGUCCAGUGCCAAAUAUAGCUUCAUCAAUAAGGUCAUAGAUGGCAUUACGAUCACGGUGAACACUGUGCAGGUUACGUUCAAAAGCCCUGCGUUCAUUGCAUCUGUGCAGAUGUCCCGCAUAGCGGUGGAGUCCAAGUCGCCGUCGUGGCAGCGGGCCGACCUGCGCAUGACCCGGCUGAAGGACUCGGAGCGCGGCCAGAUCCUGGUGUUCAAGGAGCUGGAGUGGCAGACGGUGCGCAUCGAGGCCAAGUCGACCUGCGACGCCAACCUCACCCCGCUGCGCCUGCUCACCAACCACGCGCGCUGCCGCAUCACCAUCAAGAAGAGGAUGUCGGACUGCUUCGUGCUGGGCUCGCGGCUGGUGCUGAUCCUGGACGACCUGCUGUGGGUGCUGACCGACUCCCAGCUGAGGGCAGCCCUGCACUUCCUGGACUCGCUCGCCGACCUCGUGCAGAAGGCCACAGAGUUCACUCGCAUCAAGAAAGCUGCCAGGAAAUUAGAGGUGCUUCCAGAAUACCAAGCUCAGGUUUCUCAGCAGGCUCGCAGCAAAGAGCACAAAAGUGAAAAGAGUGCGCUGUCCAAGAUAUUCACCCGCUACGAUGUUGUUGAAACUUCGUAUCACUUCCUGUCCCGGAGAAUAGAUCUCCAUCUUUGUGAUGAUCCAGGAGAUGGUCGAUCAUCUCAUCCCGACCUGAAAGAUGGCGGAGCUCUCCAAGUGUGUCUGCAGCAGUUUCAGGUGGACUACUAUCCCUACCACCUGGCGUGCGGGGACCGCAAGCACUGGCCGCUGUACCGCGACGGCUCCUCCCCGCACUCCCAGUGGCUGAACCAGGCCCUGGCGACCUUCAGGAACUCCUUCGUGGAGCUGCUGGACCAGUCGCGAGCCCAGCACGCCCCGCUUGGACGCGCGGCCGCCGCCGGCCAGCCGGACGCCCCCGGCAAGGACCCCGGCAGCCCGCAGGAACCAGCAGGCAAGAAACCGGUUCCGCAAGUCCUGUCUCCUGUUGGAAAUCCCAUGAAGACUUACGUGCUGACGCAGCUUGCAAAGUUGAUGACGUCCUGCGUCAUCCUCAGAAUACAAGACUUUGUGGUGUACCAAGUAACUACGUCAAAAAGGAAGCAGAUGCCAAAAGAACUAGCAUCAGGAGACAGGCAGAGGUUCUCCAUGCCUGAAGACAUCACCAUACUUCAUGCGGAGUUCACUUACUACUACUACCCUGGAGACAUUCCGUUCCCAUUGCCGGCGCCAAAGUUCUACAUCCAGGUGAACCCGGUGCAGGUGCGGUUCGACGUGUUCAGCUGCCUGUGGCUGAACUCCUUCACCCUCGCCCUGCAGCAGUCGCUGCUGGCGGCCAAGUCCCAGCAGGCCGAGUCGCUGGGCUACGUCGACGUCAAGGUCGAGGCCAUCAUGCCGAGACUGAUCCUGGAGAACAGCCAGGAGUACACUAGCCAGAAGGACCGGCCAAGGUCCCUCCACUUCCAAGUAUCUCGUGCUUCCAUCACGAACGUCCGCAGCGUGGACCACAGCUCACGCGCGGACCUGGCCAAGUGCAUCGACGCGUACCAGAUGGGGUCCCUUUUCUUCGGAGAGGACUUCCCCUCUCGUCAUGGAGACUUCCACGUGGUCACCGAAAAGUUUCUGAACCACGUUUCUGGCUCGGACGCGGUGCGGCGCGCCCCGACGAUAACGGCCUCGACCGUGGCGGAGCUGCACAGCCAGAUGCAGCGCUCGCUGCUGUGGGUCGACUCCCGGGACGUGUGGAGCGUCAGCCUGGAGCCCGUGUGGGGGGACUUCAUGGGCGCCCCGGCCGUGGGGGCCGGCACGCCCGUGCCUUUCCUGGACGCGUUCCCCCUCACGCUCUGGGCCCACGUCAACCUGCCGUCCAGCGCAGGCAGCGUGCCGGGGGACGGGAGGGCAGACGUGCACGUGCUGGCCCACGUGUCCACCCUGGUGAGCGUGCAGCUGAACCACUACCAGUACCUGUUCCUGCUGCGGCUGGCCGACGACCUCACCGAGCUCACCACCUUCCUCACCCUGGACUCGGACCGCAUCCUGCGGCGGGAGGGCGGCGGCUCGCUGGUCCUCGGGGCGCUGCUGCCCCAGGUGGAGGUGACGCUGGUGAUGCCGUCGCAGUCGCCCGGCAAGGAGUACGCCGGCGGGGACGGGGAGUCCAUGAUGCCCGACUCGUUCAGCAUCCCGGACGAGCUGACGGGCACGGCGGGGAGCGCGACGGGCACGCUGACGGGCGGCGGCGCGGCGCUCAGCGGCAGGAAGGGCGACACCCCGGUCAGCGAGAUGUCCUCCCUUUCGCUGGAGCUCUCGGGGCAGGAGUCGCGGUCCUCCUCCGGGAUAAAGCCGGCAAAUGGCCCGAUGCCACCGGGGCCGUUCACAAACAUGGGUCUUCCCAACAACUUGAACGCUGGCAUUUCGUCCGUGAAGAAAGGCUUUAGUAGUCUCAUGACGUCCUUGGAUUCCGCGCUCAAAACUGCUUCUGACGACGAUACCUUGUCGCUGCGCAGCGAUGCCUCGUCGGACAGCGAGAACUACGUGGUGGUGAACCUGGCAGCGGAGGACCGCACCGUGGACGCCAUGUUCCGUGUGGACGCCAGCGACGCGCAGAGCGCGCUGGAAGUGGCCAGCGAGGUGCUGGAGGAGGGAGUGCCGGCCAGCACGCCCAGCGAGCGCUCCGUCGAGAGUGCCUGCAAGAGGAAGGACUUGGUGUCCAUGUCCACCUUCAAGCUGAGCAAAGUGGAAGUGGUGCAGCAGUCGCGCGGCCUGUCGUCGUCCGUCGCGGCGCAGGUGUCGGGCGUGGCCGUCGACGAGUGCGGGGCCAUCCCGUGGGACGAGUUUCAGAGCAAGUUCAGCUGCCGGUCGCGGGCGUGGUCGGACGCCCCCGUGGACGCCACCAGCAGCGCCCACGUGCGCCUCCGGCUGGACCACGCCGUGUGCCCCGACGGGGAGGCCCGGGACAGACAGGACUUCAGGCGGUGGUGCCGGGACGACGUGCGCGUCACGCUGGCCGACCUGCAGCUGCAGCUGAACAUGAGCACCGUGCUGGGGCUGGCGGACCUGGUGGAGGACGAGCUCCUGCCCCAGCCCAUACCCAUGCAGGUUCUCAUAGAAAAUUUGAAACUACGGCUGAAUGAGGACCGUCCUUCCAGUAACAUCACGUCCCCCGGUCCUGUUCCUAUGGACCUGUCGAUAGCAUACCUGAGGAUAAGCAGGAAGAGCGAUGGCGUGUUUCACAUCGAGCCUUCAGCUCCAGCUACAGUUCCUCUGGGAGUGGAAAAUAAUGUGCCGAAGGAAGCGACCGAGAAAAUAGUUAGUUUGGAAAGCCGCGUUCAGCUGCUCAGCCAAGAGAACGCGGAGCUGAAGCGGCGGCUGACCGCCCUGGGUCGCGUCAGCGAAGAGAACGACUCCCUGCGGCGUUCCUCGGAGGAGUGCCAGGUGUUGCGGGCGUGCCUGGCCGCCGCGCAGGACAAGGUGGCGACGCUGCUGGAGGAGAAGCAGGCGCUGCUGGGGCAGAUGCGUGCGCUGCAGGACCGCGCUGAGGCGCUGCAGCAGCGCGGCAAGAGAUAGCACAAGUGCUUCAGGUGCUGCCGUGCCGAGGAGACCUAGCCCGCGUGCCUCGUGCUCGAUCCAGUGCAGUGGAACCUUCUUGCAAACUACCAGGUCAACCUCGGGUCACACGCAUAGAAUAAUAAAAUAGUCUUUUUUUUUUCCAGUUGACCCCGUGGUAUCAUUUUUCCAGUGGGAAUUCCUUAGGACGACAGAAUUGUAUCCCCUUGGAAAGGGUACCUUUCAGACUUAUGGUAGCGGUAGUGUAGCUGGGUAGAAACUGGAAAGGUACCCUUUCCGAUUUCUUCAAAUGUUUCGGUUUUAAUGCAAAUAUGCACUGGAAAGGUAUCCCCUCGGAAAGGGUACCUUUCAGGAUUUUCUGUACAAUGACGCAGCAGAAAAUAAACUGGAAAGGUACCCUUUCCGAGGGGAUACCUUUCCAGUGCAUAUUUGUAUUAAAACCAAAAACAUUUGAAGAAAUCAGAAAGGGUACCUUUCCAGUUCCUACCCAGCUACACUACCGCCACCAUAAGUCUGAAAGGUACCCUUUCCAAGGGGAUACAAUUCAACCCCCCCCCCCCCCCAAUUCCUUCACGUCACUUCUUGAUUCGCUUAACCAGUAUAUUGUAUCAUUGAAGUUAAUUUUAUUAGGACUUUCGACAACAUUUAAUCAUUUUCUAGGUCCUCAAGUCUUCAAGAAAAUGUGUCAACAGUCUUUGCCGGGGAAUGGCACUUUUGUUCAACUCAAAUGAAAUGGAACCUCGGUUGAUCGAACCUCUUCUGGACCUUAACUUUUACCCCCAACAUCUUGAAUUUUUUUAAAUAAGAUUGACCACAGUUUGUGGUGCAGCUGUAAUUAUUUAUUUUCAAAUAUCGACGAACCACACGACAUAGCUUGGACACUCGUGGAAGUUAACAUUUGUCGUACUGGUGUAACUUUCUGUGUCAGCUCGCGAGAAACAGCCUGUUAUUUCCUGCGGGACGUUACAUUCAUUGGCACAGCGCAAGUAAUUAUGUAUAGACGUUAUUUAUGACCUAACAUGGUAAUAAUUAGGAAAAAAUGUUAUAAAAUAGGAAUCAUAACAGAAAUUUAUCCAACCCAAGAUGGCAGGUAAGUUUCCUGCUUAAGGGUUGAUUUUACAUACCGUGUAGGCUUUUUUUUUUUCGUAGUUAAUUUUUUUAAGGAAUAUUUCUGUAAUAUUAACUCAAUACGUCCCUUGCAUUUGUGGUACUGCCACAAAUUUUUUCAACAGAUGCUUACUUAGUGAAACAUCAAGUGUUGAUAGUUACGAAAAUUACAUGCUGUUUUACACACACGAUAUGAAAAUAAAAGAAUAUCUGUUGAAAAUAUUUGUGAUGGAUCAACAAAUGCAAGGAAGUUAUCGUGUUAAAGUUUAAGAAAUAGCCCUUAACGUAAAGUAAUGACGAAAAAUGAACAUGAUGUUUCAGACUGAGCCUUGAAGCAUUUAUUUUCAGGUCCGUAGAAGAUGGUUUACAUUUAUCAACAGUUCUGUAUAAAGUACUUAAAUUUCAAAGAACCAAAAUUGUGGGUUUAUCAGGUAUAUUGUAAUAAGGUUUCACUGUAUGUACUUUUUUUUUGUUGUUGUGUGUUUUUAAUGACAGUUUGAAACUGUCAUGCACCAUGGUUACCAGUGUCGGUAAAUUGCACUAUUUUAUUUUAUUUUUUUAAUUGUUGAAGUAAGACAUGAUUGCAAUGUAUUUUUUUACAUGUGAUUUAAGGAAAGUUACAUGAUAGAUUAUUUUUUGAAAGGAGUAGUGCAAUACAGAUACAGCUAUACUUACGUAUUAGUAUAUUUACCAUAUAAUUUAUUUUUAUUGAAUGUUAAAAUAAAACACAAAUAUUUGGUUGGAAAGUAGAAAGAUUGAACAAUUAUGACCAACUACAUAAUGACGAUGGUGUUGCUUUUUCUGGAAUCAUAUAUUUGUUUGUUUUACAUUAAUGUUCAUUUUCUUAUUAGUAGGUUUUUGCUCGUGAUUUACUUACGUGUGUAUUAUUCAAACUCAAAUUAAAUGUUAUGCGUACUAAAAAUGAUUUAAAUAUUUUUUUAAUUUUAUUUUUUUUGUCAUCACUUAUGUAUCUAAUAUUUUUUUUUGCACAUGAUUGUAAAUAAAUUCUUAAUAUGUACUGAAAAAAAGGAAUCAUGUGUUACAGUUUUUGACUAAACAUUUGUAUGCAGCCUUCAUCUUAAAACUCUUUAUUCUUAGUAUAUCUUUCCUUAAAUUCAUAAAAAAAAUAGGUUUCCCAAAACCAUUGAAACCUGUUUACAGAUUUUUGUGAAACCUAAUUUUUUUAUUGAUUUAUGAAUAAUUACUAAAAGAAAAACUGUAUACCACAUACUUGAUUUUGUGCUUUCAGUACAUGCUAGGACUGAAAUAAAUAUAUGCCUAUAAGAUCAUAAAAACUAUUAAAUAAAGACUUAUUUAGUAGAGAAAAAAAACUUUCAUAAACAAAUUAAAUGUGGUUAUAUUAUGAAUCUGUUUAUAGUCAUGUUCUAAAACAUGCAUUUUUAGAAGAAAAGUAAUUCAGGAUACUAGCCCUAAAGCUUGUAGUGGUGCAAUUCUUCGAUAGUUGAUUGAGAAACAUCAGUGUGGGUAAUUAAUUAGGUAGCAUGACUUCGUGCUGGCAGACUGACUAAGCAGUUGUACAUAUAUGAUCUUGUACAUAUUAUCUUUCCUAAUGCUUCCAUAGUGUUCUAAUGCCUGACUGGUACUUUCCUGCUGGUUUUAAUGGCCUGUUCCAAACAUCUGUUUGUGCAGCAACAUGGUGUUUCUUGUGCUGUCUUGGUACUUGCUACUUUCUAGUCUGCCCAGCCUUUCGUCCUGCUGAUAACGCAAGUUUUCAUGGCCAGUACCUAGUACCUUUCUGUGCUUAUUUUAUUUUUUGUGAAUAUUACGUAGCAGAAUGUUCAAGCAUCACACACACACACACACACACAUAUUGCACGUGUGGAGACUUCACUCAUUUUUAUGAUCUUCCUAUUCAUAGGGAGAUAAAAAUUUCCUCAUUCUUCAACUGUUGACUAGGGUUGGAAAGCCAUGGGUACUCAUGACGAAACAGUGGCAUAGCUUAAACUGUGUUUCUAGGUUGAUAUUCACCUUGGCAUUUUGCAAAAUUUCUGCAGAAUCAUUAUUUUAGACUUAUUGUCAAUAUAAUUAAUAAUUAAAUUUUCAUCUGGAGUGUACUUAUUAAAAGUUUUAUAAGGCAAAUAUUGUUAUGCCUUUUUUUUGCUUUCCAAUCAAAUUAUGUUAUGUAUUUCAUAAAUCUGUAACAGAAAUUACUUAAGUUAAAAUGCUGUCAGUACAUAACAAUUCAAUGUACAGUAAAUUGCAGAUGUUAUCAUUAAAUUGGUAUUGUUUAUUGUAUAGUGGUAAGGUUUUUAUAAAAAAAAAAAAAAUUAAGUAAAACUUAUUUGAUAGAAAAUUGAAUGUUUUCUGUAUAUUUGCAGUAAAAAAGGCGAAUCUUGAAUUGGUUCAUCACAUUCUCGUAUCACAUCAAAAUUUUCUUGGUAAAGAAACUCAGUAUUUUACGACUGAUGUUGGCUUUUCUUCACACAAACUAAAAAAGACAUAUCAAGUAAGGCAGUCUAGUUCGAUGUUCUGUACUAUGUAUUUGUAUAAUUGAUUGAUUGGAACUAUUUCAUGUAAAAAUUUAUUUCAUAAUUUAUUCCGGUACAUAAAGUUACAUGAACAGCUUUCAUAUUUUUUUUGGUAUCGAUUAAAAUUCACAAUAUUUAAUAUAACUAAUACAAUCACAUUAUUAUCCUAUGGAGUUACAUUCUCAGACAUGCAAAAUCAUGCUGUUAUCCAGGUAAUUUUCCAUAAUAUCUUUGAUCAACUUGUACAACUUGUUAUAUGUAAUGUUAUGAGUUUGCUUCAUGACUUUUUUCUCUCUCUUCAUCUCACACAUUUCCAUUAAUGGGUUAGGCUUAAGUUCACACUUUCCCAGAGUUGUUCCUGCGACAGCUAUAGAAUUAGUAAUCUAAAUAAUAGAUACAAAAAUACACAACAAGAAAUAGUCUGUUAGCAGUUUCUCAGUUGCUGCUAUUAGCUCUAACUGGGUAUGUACUAAUAUCAAUCUGUAAUAUUUCCCUGACUGUUCAAGUUUCCAUGACCAAAAUUUCAAAUAUCCCUGACUUUUUUAAGUUACACUUCUUUAGGCGCGUUAUGAAAAAAUGAUGAGAGUGAAAUUUUAAUAUGCACACACAUCACUGUAACACAAAAUUAACAGGUUGAAGCUGCCCGCUAAACCGCUCAUUAAGUCUCGAAAAAAAGCUACCAACAAAAUAGAAAUAGAACCUCUAUUAGUCGCUCAUGUUGGGACGAUCGUCGCCUCUGAUCACUGUUUUCAUAUUUAUAAUAUUUAUCCACAUGUUUCUAGUUUCUACAUUCACAACACGUGUUUUAGUUUCAUACAAGUGCGAAUUAUAUAUGUGCUAAUAAAUUAUAUUCAUUAGUGAUUUAAAUUGAAUAUUUUGAUUAAUAUUAUUUACUAUUCAUAAAUAUUAGUAAAAAGAAUUGUGCCUUUAUACUUUUUCAAGUGCUCCAAUAUAAUUGAGGUUAA